Triticum urartu is the source of this 2322-nucleotide messenger RNA. RefSeq lists its product as uncharacterized. Gene Ontology annotation, biological process: protein folding; protein peptidyl-prolyl isomerization. Gene Ontology annotation, cellular component: cytoplasm. Gene Ontology annotation, molecular function: cyclosporin A binding; peptidyl-prolyl cis-trans isomerase activity. The record is from RefSeq and is a predicted model, not a curated record. NCBI's taxonomy places the organism in Eukaryota, Viridiplantae, Streptophyta, Magnoliopsida, Poales, Poaceae.
CGGGGCCUGAUAUGCACCUUGCCGUCCGCAACCUAGAGUCCUGACCUAGAGUUGCCGCCGUGCCGUAGCUUGUGGCGUCACCGACGACGCCUCACCCCCAAUCCCCUUAACCCUCUCACACGCGCCGCCGCUACGGUCGCUACCGCCGCUGCCAUCGCCCUCCCCGCGUGCCUGCAGUUUCCACCCCGUCCGCAACCUCGGACACUGUUUCUCGAGGUAAACCGAAAGGGAGGAAAUCAUGCCCAAGUUCAAGAAGAAUCUGAACCCUCAGGUCUUCUUGGAAAUAUCCAUCGAUGGGCGACCUGCCGAGAGAAUCACGUUUCAGCUCUUUGCUGAUGUAGUUCCGAAGACGGCAGAGAACUUCCGAGCGCUUUGUACUGGUGAGAAAGGCCUCGGAGAAUCUACGAAGAAGCCACUUUAUUUUAAAGGAACACACAUCCAUCGCAUUAUCCCAGGAUUUAUGGCUCAGGCUGGUGAUUUUUCCGGAGGAGAUGGACGUGGUGGAGAGAGCAUAUAUGGUGGAAAAUUUCCAGAUGAAAACUUCAAGUUAAAGCAUGAUCAACCUGGUAUUCUUUCCAUGGCAAACUCUGGAGAAAACACCAAUGGAUCCCAAUUUUUUAUAACAUUCAAGGCUGUGCCACAUCUUGAUGGCAAACAUGUGGUCUUUGGGAAGGUCCUUAAUGGAAAAGCUUUGCUUAAGAAGCUUGAAGCACUGGGUUCUGAAUCUGGAAAACCUACAUGUCCAGUGAAAAUUGUAGACUGUGGUGAAGCCUCUAACAUAGAUACUCAGAAUCAGCUACAUGGAGAGAAAGAAAAGAAGCUUAAAAGGGCAGUAGAAUAUAAUAACUCCGAUGCUGGAGGGAGGGUCAAAACCAAAAAAACAUCCAGCGUGGAUAAACGAAGGAAAAGAAGAAAGAACUACUCUUCUGAUUCAUAUAGCUCAGAAACUUCUGACUCGCAGUCCUAUUCCUCAGAUAGUGGUUCGGAGUCACAAUCAUACUCUUCAGCAUCAUCCGAUACUAGCUCAUCUAGUGACCAUAGGCACAAGAGAAGAAAAGGUUCUAAGAAAGUGAAACGAAAGCCUGCAAAGAGGAAGAGCAGCCAUAAGAAGAGUAAGAGCAAGAGUAGAGGAACAAAAAGAUCCAAGCGGAGCUAUGGGAGCUCAAGUGAUGCUUCAAAAAGCUCGAGCACCAGUUCUGACAAUGAAAGUGCAGGCCGCCGUACCAAGCAUCCAUUGAAGAAAGACGAAGAAAAUACCAAAAUAAUAAAUUUGGAGAUAGGAAAAUCCUUGGAAUAUGCAGAUAAAGGCAAACAAACGGUUGCGGGAAGUAAACCGUUAUACAAAGAUGAAAGUUGGGCUGAUGACAGGGUCGGGACUCAAAAUUCCGAAGAUAGAUCUAGUAAAUUCAGGGAUGAUACCAACCCCAUCAGGGCUGAUACAACUCUGUCAAAGGCAGAUGGCAACAUCACUGCUGUUGCUGCAGGGGCUGGCAUAUCUGAAGCUGGUGCAGAAAGGAACCCCUUGAGCAAUAAACCAGUACCCACCAAUGGCCAAGAUUUAGCUAUGGGCUCUACAGAGGAUGGACGUGUCAGGAAAGGGCGUGGUUUUACGCAGAAGUACUCAUUUGCACGUCGAUACCGAACACCGUCUCCAGAGUGUUCACAUGUUCGUUCUAGCUACUAUGGAGGAAGAAAUGAUAGAUGGAAUAACUUCAAUAGGUAUGGAAGAAAUGGUCUUUAUGGUGCACGAUCGCCGGUGAGGAGAUACCAAGGUUCCCCAAGAGCUAGUAGCUCACUGAGGUACACAAGGAGAGACCGAAGCAGGAGCAGGUCACGCAGUCCAGUGAGAUGCCGUGACGGUGGAGGAAGACAUCGCCGCCCUAGCCCAAGACGCAGCCAUAGCCCCGCAGAACAACAUAAACGUGAUGCGGCCUACAGGCCUCGAUCAGGUCGUGGUGGUGGUGGUGGCCCCUCUGCUGCUAAUGGAGGAAGAUCAAGAUCCAGGUCCAAGAACCGUGAUGCCUCGAGGUCCAGGUCUCCUAAUGCUGCCCCAGCCAAAAGGUUGAGCUCAAAGUAUAACCGCAGGCGCAGCAGCAGCUCAAGAUCCAGUAGCCCCUCUUGUAGUAAAGGUGGUUUGGUGUCAUACUGAGAUGUGAUGGCAGGAGCUGUAAAGUCGGGUUUCAGUACUCUCUAUACUCUGAAGCACAUGCCUGUUCUGUAUCUUGAGAUGCUGAAUCAUGUUCUAAACUUUUCUUUUGUAAACGACUUGAUGGCGUUGUGCAUGAAAUGUUGAGAGUAUGAUCUCCUGACCGGUGAAGUUUA